CUUUGUGUCAUGGAUGGUAUUCUUCGCCAUCGGGCUGACCACUGCGGUCUGCAUCAUUGGAGUCAGGUCGAAGAAGCCCGAUACUAAGCCCGAUGUGAGGUUCGUGGCGCAGUUCAUGUGUGAGUGCAAGGCUAGGGAAGUGUGGGAUUAUUCGAGAGCCAACCUUGCACAGUUUUCGAAGGAUGGACUUGUCUUGGAUUCGCUGAGUGUGGGCAGCGACGUAGUGGCUCGAUGGGUCCCGCCUGGGUACACCGCUCUUUUGGAAGGAGGUGCCGACUUGUGGAGCAAGACAAGAAAGGACGACAAGCUGGCUUUCAUAGGCAAACUGAAAUCUCGACCCGACGGUGUCCUGAAUUCUCUCCACCAGACACCAUUUUGGAAAGGACGCGUACAUGAGGAGGGAAACGUUUGGAAUAUCCAGAAUUUGGGACGAUUUGUCAGCGAGUAUCCCAUGCAGCUGAUUCUGCACAAGAACCAGAUGUGCUGCCCUUCCGACAACGUUCUGGAAACGUUCCGGCUAGCCCAGCUGCUGCCGAACAAGGCGUGUGUGAUAUCUGCCGCCGUGCACCCUCUGGACGCCGACGGCUGGGGCGGCAUCGUGCACUUCUUCGGGAACAUGUCGGAGGCGGAGGCGGUAGUCAGCGGGCUGCGCAAGGAUGUGCGCGCGUGCCAGCGCCGCAGUUACGCCCUCUACAAGGCCAGGUUCGACUCGUCGAAGAUACUCGCUGAAUCUGGUUUUCUCGACAUGUGGAAUGGUGGCGCGCACUGAGCGCGCAGAGGCGUCUUUCUCAUCUGCGUCUCCUCGCGCGUCGUCGUCGUCGUCGUCGUUGUCGUUGUCGUCCAUCUCCCUCCCCUACCUCCGUUCGAAUCCGUCAGCUGGACUUGUAGGGGUCUGCGCUUGUGAGCUUAUCUUGCUGCGAUGGUGCGUAUGCCUGUCCUCACACACCCUUCCGGAUGUGCCAGCAUCUAUUCUAUGUUGGCGCUUGUUUGCUCAAGGUUUGUGCUGCAACGCUGCCUCGGUCUCACCAACGCAUGGGAUGGGAUUAUUUCAUCGCUUCGCUCAUUCCACCGACCUAGACUGUCCCACCGCGCGCGUUUUCCCGCAUAAUCGCUGCCACUGCGCAUCGUGCUUGUGUGCAGCUCAAGUGGGCCCCGAGAAGCUUGAAGAAGCACGCGAGAACACGCGUUCGACAUACAAUGCACCUGUUACGGGAGAUUUUAGCACUCCUCAAGCUCGUUGGACUGGCGAAUUCUUCAUAACAGGUGGCGGCAA
This is a messenger RNA of Prorocentrum cordatum, 1273 nucleotides long. The record is from the annotation of a GenBank genome assembly. Lineage: Eukaryota; Dinophyceae; Prorocentrales; Prorocentraceae.